Messenger RNA from Bombus pascuorum, 3814 nucleotides. RefSeq names its product histone-lysine N-methyltransferase eggless (gene egg). Gene Ontology annotation, cellular component: nucleus. The coding region runs from base 402 to 3764 and encodes 1120 amino acids. NCBI's taxonomy places the organism in Eukaryota, Metazoa, Arthropoda, Insecta, Hymenoptera, Apidae. Gene Ontology annotation, molecular function: DNA binding; protein binding; zinc ion binding. Gene Ontology annotation, biological process: heterochromatin organization; negative regulation of gene expression. The record is from RefSeq and is a predicted model, not a curated record. The transcript has 14 exons.
UAUGAGUUGUACCAAGAUUUCUUCUAUUUGUAUUUGAAAUUAUCAAUGUUUCCCGCGCUGGUUAUUUGGUAGGUGGCACUAAUUUGGCUGGCUUUCAUAUCAUUCUGUUGUAAAUAAACUAAUAAUGGACAUUUUAUUUAUUAUCACUAAGUUUUUUUAACCACCCGUGAUAUGAAUAAAUGUGAAAAGAAUCAAACGUAUAGAAUCAACAAAAUAUGAAAUGUUUAAAUAUUUUUGUAUGAAUUAAAUUCAAAAUCGAAAAUAGUUGCCGAAUAAGAACAUAUUUCAUUAAAUAGUUUCAUCAAAUAAUGUAUUAAAGAAAUUGUGGUUAUCUGUUAUUAAUGUAAAAAUUGUUACAUUGUUACCAGAAGAUUGUAAUACUUUUAAUAAUAUUGUACAAAAUGGAAGUCAUUGAACUUGUUUCGGAUGAUGAAGCAUCAGGGGAUAACAUGGAAAAAAAUAGAAGUUCAAUAAUUUGCAAUUCUAAUUGUGUAAACUUUGAAUGUUCUUCUGGAGUAGAUAUGAAAUUAGCACCUUCUUUUGCAUGUGCUUUUUAUGGAGUGAAUACAGAAAAAAAGAAAGGGCGUAUGAUAUGUACAAAGUGUUUUAUUGUUGCUUUAGAACACCAAAAGCAAUUGGUCGCAGCUUUCGUAGAUCGUAAGCCAUUAUUGAAGUGUGAAUUUCCAGACCGUACAAUGGAGGUAGAAAUUUUUGAUAGUGAUGAUUCAGACGAUGAGAAAAAGAAAGAUAUAUGUGACGAGGAAAAAUAUUUGCCAGGAGAAAUGCUUGCAGAUAUGGAAGAAAUGUUAGAUAGUACAUUAAACAAUAUUUUAGAGAAGUAUGAUGUUGACUAUCAAAUUGAACAAGCUCAUAAUGUACUAAAAGAUCAGUGGAAUAGAAUAGAUGAGCAAAAUGAAGUUCUGGAUAAAACAAUUAAAGAUUUGAUGUGUACUAUGGAUAUGUUACGUAAUAAUUUAUAUGACGAAUUCAGACCACAAAUUCAAAUGCUCCAAGAACUUCAAAUAAAUGAUGGAUAUAUGGAUAAUGGAUUUUAUCCAUUAGUGGCAACAAAAAGAGUUACACAAAUAAGAAUUUCCUCUUCUUCAACGUUAGAAGAUAAUCAACCAGAAGUUUUACCAAUUGAACAAGAUAAUAGCCAAGUUGUAGUUUUGGAUUUACCUCCAAUUGGUCCACUUGUGAGAACACAGAUAGAUAUUGAUACCAUUGUAUAUAUUAUGAAGCAUCCACUUAUGCCAUGGAUUAAAGCAAAGGUGCAAAAUGUAGUCUAUAGAAUUCCCUUACAUUGUCGUGUAAAAUUAUUACAAAAGAAGUAUAAUUCUGUUAUUAAAUCUGUUUCUGGUAAACAAAUCGCAGCUGCUGUAACUAGCCAAGUAAUAAUUCCAAUUGGUACACGAGUAGUUGCUCUAUUUAAAGAUGUUUCAUCUAGUAAUUUUUAUAGUGGAGUUAUAGCUGAACCACCAAAAGCUACAAAUAAGUAUAGAUAUUUGGUAUUUUUUGAUGAUGGUUAUGCUCAAUAUGUUGAGCAUAAAUAUAUUUAUUUAGUUGCUGAAUCUUCCAACAAAGUUUGGGAAGAUAUACCUAAUGAAUCUCGUGAUUUUGUGAAGAAAUAUAUUGAAACAUAUCCUGAAAGACCAAUGGUGAAACUACAAACAGGACAGGUAGUAAAAACAGAAUGGAAUGGUAAAUGGUGGGUUGCAAGAGUAAUUCAAGUUGAUGCAAGUUUAGUACAAAUGCAUUUUGAUGCUGAUGGAAGAACAGAAUGGAUUUACAGAGGUUCAGCUAGAUUAGGGCCUUUAUAUAUUGAACUUUUAAAAGCCAAUGCUAGACAACAAGGACAUCAUGCAUCUGUCAAUACACCUAGUCGACAUCGACUGCCUGCUAUCUCUAAUAAAAGCAAUUUACCUUAUGUAGAAUAUACAUCUAAUCUAGAACCUGAGGAAGAAAGAUUUUCUCAAUUAGAAAAAGAACAGAAUAUAGUAAAUGAAGCUAUAAAUACAGUUACAUCAAGUGCACCACAGCAAUCACGUGCUGUUGCUAGAAAAAGUACAAGUAAAAAGCAAAAUAUUAUGGAUACAAGUUCCUAUAAUCCUACAACAGAAACAAAACCUUCUCAUAGUAUCGUUUACUACCAAACACAGAACAAGAUUCAAACAAAAAAAUUUGUUCCACAUAAAUGUGGCCCUCAGUGCGUUCAAGGAAUAUCUUUUACACCUGAUGACUUGAGAGGUUAUUCACCUCUUUCAAUACCAUUACUCUGUGGUUGGAACAGACAACUUUGUAAAUAUCCAAAAGGCAAGAAAAUUACAUUAUAUCAAGCUCCAUGUGGUGUCAGAUUACGAAAUAUGGAAGAGUUACACCAGUAUCUUCGCAAAACAGGCAGCCCAAUGUCAGUUGAUUUAUUUGAUUUUGAUUAUUGGGUGCAUUGUCUAGCAGAAUUUGUCUUGGAUAAAUGUUUUAUCAAUAUAAAGGAUCUCAGUUAUGGUAUAGAAAAUGUACCAAUACCAUGUGUUAAUGAAUUAGAUCACACUCAACCAGAUACCAUUAGAUAUAGCACUCAGAGAGAACCAACAGAAGGAGUUAAUCUUAAUUUAGAUCCAAAUUUCUUGUGUAGCUGUGAUUGCGAAGACGAUUGCCAAGAUAAAACAAAAUGUCAAUGUUGGCAAUUAACAAUACAAGGUGCUACUCUCGGAGGAAGAGUGCCAAAUACAUCUGUUGGUUAUGUAUAUAAACGUUUACCAGAGCCAGUUACUACUGGAAUUUAUGAAUGCAAUUCUGAAUGUAAAUGUGCUGUAAAAACUUGCUUGAAUAGAGUAGUACAACAUCCAUUAACAUUAAAAUUACAAGUGUUCAAAACAGCUCCUCGGGGCUGGGGUAUUCGAUGUCUAAACGAUAUUCCUCUUGGAUCUUUUAUUUGUAUAUAUGCUGGUAGAUUACUUACAGAGCAGGGAGCUAAUGAAGGUGGUAAAAAUUAUGGAGAUGAAUACCUAGCAGAAUUGGAUUAUGUGGAAGUAGUGGAAGGUAUUAAAGAAGGAUAUGAAAGUGAUGUUCUCGAAUCAGAAAUGCCAUUAUCUACCACAGAAGAUAAAAAGAAAUCUAUAACUAGCGAUGAUGAGGAUAAUACGAAAAUAAAUGCAGAUGAUUCAGACGAAGAUUUCAACGUUGGUAGAUACUUAAAUUUCAAUGUAGAUUCUACAGAACCUUCUAUUAGAAAAAGGCUAAGGAAACGAAAACGAGAUGAUGUCAAUCAAGAUGGAUCUGAAGAAAAUAGCGAAGAUGGACACGCUGCUAAAACUACCGAAAAUAUUACGAAGUCUUCUACCAAUGAAAAUCGUCCAAAUGAUCUAGAUGCAAUUACUAUAAGUGAUGAAGAAGAAAAUAGAAGUGGCAGACGCGAACCAAGUAGAUUUGAUCCAACAGUGGAACCAACACAAAUAGAAAGACCUAAAUUUAAAUCAGUAAGAGAUUUCUUUGGAGAAGAUGAGGCUGUUUAUAUAAUGGAUGCUAAAACAACUGGAAAUAUUGGACGUUACUUAAACCAUUCAUGUGAUCCAAACGUUUUUGUGCAAAAUGUAUUUGUAGACACGCAUGAUGUAAGAUUUCCAUGGGUGGCAUUCUUUGCUUUAAAUUACAUAAGAGCAGGUCAGGAAUUAACAUGGAAUUACAGUUAUGAUGUUGGAAGUAUACCAGGUAAAGUCAUCAUCUGUAAAUGUGGUGCAUCUAAUUGUAGGGGUCGACUUCUCUAAUAUGUGACAUGCUUUAUAUAAAAUUAAUAAAAUUUGAUUGAUAAACGUGA